AUGAACUGGCCUGGCGACGACGGAGACUGGUCAAAAUAUGACAUCAUUGUGAGAACUUUGAUGUCCGAUCUCAAGGCACACAGUGCUCUCGACGGGCUUGUUUGGGACAUUUGGGAUGAACCAGACAUUGAGAACUUCUGGGUUCGCUCCCAGCAGCAGUGGUUCGACUUAUAUAUUCGAACAUACAAAAUUAUUCGUGAAGACGCCGGCUUUGAUCGAGUUCACUCUCUAGGCCUACGCUUGCUUAUCGCCCCGUGGCUGGCAACACCUAGUGGGCCAAUUGGCUGGCCCAGAUUGCAGGCAACGAUACUAUUCCAGAGCAGUACGCAUAUCACUUGGAAGGAGGGACGGGUGAUUGAGACAAUGAUCUUCAAGACACAAGCGGCACCUUGA
Molecule: messenger RNA, 393 nt
Organism: Penicillium psychrosexuale
Lineage: Eukaryota; Fungi; Ascomycota; Eurotiomycetes; Eurotiales; Aspergillaceae
Product: glycoside hydrolase family 39 protein
Exons: 2
Coding region: 1-393 (130 amino acids)
Source: RefSeq, a predicted model, not a curated record